Molecule: messenger RNA, 878 nt
Organism: Suillus subalutaceus
Lineage: Eukaryota; Fungi; Basidiomycota; Agaricomycetes; Boletales; Suillaceae
Exons: 4
Coding region: 39-878 (279 amino acids)
Source: RefSeq, a predicted model, not a curated record
CUUCAACUUGUCAGUCAUGCACAGGAACUGUUAUCACCAUGGCUCGAAUGUUCCCCACGUCUGAUCCGUCCCUGCCGCCCUAUAAAUCUCUCAUAGUACAAGGAAAUUAUCACCCUUCAGCUCCAAUUCACAUGUGUCUGUCGGUUCCUACGGGUGCCAAGGCUUUACUUCUUUCUUCUGCUCGACAGGCUCUCAUACGCAGCCUUUGGGAGUACAACGACGAAUGGCUACUUACCAAUUCUGGAACAGGGAACACUUGUCAAAGUAGUUCCGAGGUUGACAUCUUCUACCCACCAACCCCAAAUCACCUAGUUGUAUUAUUAUCCGCGUUUAGAACAUACAAGGCCUCCGAUCCUGUGCCUCUCGAUGCCAAAGCAACUCUAGAUUCUGUUCCAUCAUUGCUUGUUUUGCACGAGCUAUCUGCAUACUUUUUACCCAUAAAUGAAAACAAACCAACUCCUAUGCGUCUCGCUCUAUUUGAUUCACAACUUGACAAACUGAAGCUUCCCGUCUUACGAACCCCAACUGUCCCCGUGUUUGACGGAGAAGAUAACGGCGAUGAAACACCUCGACCCGAAUCCGUCGCUUUCGUGGCGCACAAGUAUUUUGAAUGGGUGGGCACGUUUGACCGAUCCGACCCAGAAACUGAUUCUCCACCUGAUGGAAGUGGAGUACGCCGCUGUACUUUCACGCUGCACAAGCAAGGCAGUGACAUCAAAUCGGAUAUCGUGUGGCGGUGGUCAGAAGUUCCAAACAGACGCACAGCCGUUGUGAGAAACAUACAAUCAUAUUUGCCUGAUGACGACGUGUGGGUCCAAUCCGCGGCUGGCUUUGCCCGAGAUUCUGAACACAGGAUGACCCUGGCCCUCGAUCACUAA